GACUCUGAUGACCCUUGCUUCGGGCAACGACAUGAACGACAUGUCACAGACGCAUGCAGAUCACGCCGAUAUCGCACCCAUGGAUGAUGAUGGGUCACCAAGCUUGUCGCAGUGGGAGCACGAAGACGAAGAAGCGGUCGAGAAUUCCCGCCAAAAUCACCAUGCGUCCGCGCCGUUCGCAGCGGCGGCCGCGACAGCCUCUGCGUACCUUGGCAACCAAACCCACACCUGGAGUGGAUUGGUAUCCGACGGAUCCCGUGCAAGGUCGGACCCGGCGAUCGCGACGGCGGCUUCUGUCCAUCCGUACGCAGCAGCUGCGGAUUUUGGUGACAUGUCCCUCUCGCCCUUGCUGCCAUCGUCGCCAUUGAUUCCAUCCUCGAUAGGAAAUUUGGAAAUGUAUGCAUCGAUGGAUGCGCUCGAACCGAUGAUGUCCGGCUCAGCGCUAAUUCUUGCCGAUCCGUCGAACGAUGCCGACAUGCAGUUCAAUGACCACGAGCAUCUGCUGUUUGCGCAAAGUCCCAGCAGAAAUGCGCAGGAUUCUCAUCUGCAAGAAGCCACCGAGAGCUCAGUAGCAUUCAGGCAAGCUCUGUCGUUCUCUCCAAGUACGAUUCUGGACACUUCAGCCGCAUUGGCGGCCGCAAACCACGUCCAAUCCUCGACUUCUCGCGCAGUUGCAACAAGUGCAAACACUCAGAUUCCCAAAGGUCCUCGAGCACGAAAAGUUUGCUACGUCGACGAGCUUGGCUCCAUCUACCAUCAAAAGUACACAAAGUACUUUCCAAAGCAAAUCGCCGAGCUUCAGCGACAAUUCCCUGCUCAAGCGCUUCCCCAUGUCGAGCCCACCAUCAAGGAGGUAUCAAUGGCGUCGCCAUUGAUUUUACAACACACGUUUGCGCAAUCAGAUUCAGGAUGCAUAUACUCGUCUUCCCUCUCGCUUGAUGGUCAACUUCUUGCUACAGCAUCGACGCUCGGCUCCAUUUGUCUUUGGGAUGCCAACACUUUGGAACAAGUGGGAGAAAUCCGCGAACGUGCGGACACUUUUAUUAUGGACUACUACGCUGUGCAUAUACUUCCGAAUCCGCGAUUUGUCGCGGCUGGCGGCAAAUGCAAGGAUCGACGACGCUGGUCGGCGAACGACAACGACAACCACAUUCUGCCAUGCGCUGUUCGCGUCUUUGACACUGUGACGUGCGAGGUGGUGGCGAUGCUGGCUGGCCAUGUAGAGGAGGUCUUGUCGGUCACGAGCGUGACUUUCAAAGGGGCAAAUUUUAUCGUGAGUACAAGCGAAGAUGGUCACAUUUGGCGUUAUCCAAUGGCCGACGACUGGAGUGCUCUUGUUGGCACUCCUUGGAGGAUGCGCGACGACUUUACUUGCAUGGCGUUCGGAGUCGUCUUCAUUCCGAAUACGGCCAACAAGUUCAUGCUGGCAGCAUGCGACGAUACUGUUCGAUUAUACGAUUUCGAGGACGGGACGUUUCGGGAGUCUGUACUCCUCGUACUGCGACUGUAUUAUUAAUGCUCCGUGCGAAGAUAUUCUGCAAGCGGCACACAACGAGUUCUUUUUUAUUACACGCGGAUGCGAGGUCUUGGAUUUAGAGAGUCAUUCUGUUGCUUCUCGCCCAAACAAGUGCAUCCUUCAUCGACUGACUCUUCCAGAGAAUGCAUCCAGUGGUUUUCGUUUCCAACCAGUGCAAGAGUUUAGCCACAGCGAAUAUCAAGCGAAUUCGUGGUUGAUGCACAUCUCCACAAAUGGCAGGUUUUUAGCCGCCCCAACUGUUACCGGUCGUGUGUUCCUGUGGAGUCUUCUUGGCGGAGGUCCUGCUUGCAUACUUGCGGAUCACUCUGAUCGCGAAGUUCGUCAAACCUUAUUCCACCCCACAAAGCCGGAGCUUUUCACCUGUGGAGAUGAUGGAAUGGUCAAGGUAUACAGCUCAGUGCCCCCGGCUUCCUUGUCUACUCGUGGAGCAAAGGCCAAAUAAACGAACGACAAGUCUCGACCAAAAUGAGCGCUCUCCCCUCUAAGAAAUGAUUGUACUCAGAGUUGGAUUGAAAACCC
This is a messenger RNA of Capsaspora owczarzaki ATCC 30864, 2056 nucleotides long. RefSeq lists its product as hypothetical. The record is from RefSeq and is a predicted model, not a curated record. Lineage: Eukaryota; Filasterea; Ministeriida; Capsasporidae. Gene Ontology annotation, molecular function: protein binding. The transcript is spliced from 10 exons. The coding region runs from base 8 to 1516 and encodes 502 amino acids.